AUGCAGCGAGGCCAUGGAGGCUCUUCGUUAUCGUCGUCUGAUGGCCCUUCUCCAGCUGUUCUGUCCUCUGCUGGGUCGUUGUGGUCGCGUGUGGGCCGCGAGGUCGCCAGCUGGCGCCGUGGCACUGUCUCGAUCCACGAGGUGGACGCGUGGCUACGCUUCAACCCGUACAUCCGCCGCGGCUUCCGACAUCGCUUCUUGCGCAAGCGCGAGGCCCUCGGCUCGAUCGUGCUUUACUUCCAUAACGAAACCUUCAACAUUGUGUCCCACCUGGCCAUGGCGGUGCUGCUGGUGCUGCUGCUGCUAUGGCCGCCGCGGUCGACGGCAAUGAGCAGCGGUGGUGGGGCGUCGGAAAUCUACGACGGAGCUGACGGGGGCUAUGGGCUGUACACCGCCGCCGCUUCUGCCGGCGGGCAGGGCGGCGGCGGCGCACAUUUCGGAGAACACGCAGCGGGUGCGCCGUUUCGUGGGCACCGCAGCGAAGCAGCAGAGGUGCCCUCGUGGCUACGUGGGUUGCACGGACUCGCUGCUGCAUCUGGCGCAACCGCGGCGGGCACUGACAAGGACGGCGCGCAGGGAUACGUGCCUUCCCGUGAUGAGGCUGCCUCCCCACGACAUGCGCUGAGCGACGCCGCUGCUGGUGCCGCAGCGUCUUCGCCAUCGUUUCGCGUCUUUGCCUCUCUCUCGGGAGACUCGGCAGCGCCAUCGUCGCCGGCAUGGAUCGUGUCAGGCAUCGACACCGCGCUGCCACCGCCGCCCAUGAGCGUCGCCGCCCGUCUCUCCCUCUCCCUCACACCACUGGUGUUCAGCCUCCUGCUGACGUUCGUGCUGUCGGUGCUGUAUCACACCUUCAUGCCAUGCUGCCGCUCCCGCCGCGGCUAUCAGCAGCUCCUGCAGUGCGACGUCAUGGGCGUCGUCUGCGCCAUCUCUGGCAGCGCCUACGCGUACUUCACAUGUGGGAUGCCGUGCGCCGGUGAGUAUGUUCAGGGAUGGACGGCGGCACUCAUGGUGGUAGCGACGCUGCUGUGCAUCUACGUUGUCGUGUUGGCGCCGAUGUGGGACGUGGUGGCAGAUGUGUGUGCGCUGGCGCUGCACCUGGUGCAGUGGGUUGCAGCUGUUGUCAUCGCUGCUGUGCUGGAAUUCUUGAUGGGCUGUCCGCUACCCUCUGCGCCGCCAUGCCCGCCACCGCUGCAGCGUAGCGGGCGUGAGCGUGAUCGUCAGCCGCGCCCGUCGCCACCGCCAGCGCACCACUCGCGCCAGCACCUUCUACCAGCCUGGGUGCAGCAGCAUCGACACCUAUCCUCCGCUCGACUCGGUGACCCGCCGACGACUGCCGCGACAGCGGUGGCGGCAAACACCGGCGUCGAUCCGGUACCCCUCAGCGCACUCCAGCGCGCCACCGUCGUCGGCGUCUACUGCCUCCUGCAUCUUUGUGUGUACGUGGCGCUGGUCUAUCCCAAGAGUCGCGCAGCCAUGGGCGGGUUCACGCAAGCCACGCACUACCACAACGCCUCCUACGUGUGGCUAUGCCUCGGCGGCCUCAUCAACGCCGCUCGCUUUCCUGAGGUGGUUGUGUUUCACUGGACACGACGAGCGGCGCGUCACACGCGGCGUGUGGCGGCGGCAGAGGCGGCCGCUCGGUGCGCCGAGGCGCUAGGAAGGGAUGCCGCUGUGGCGGAGAUGGAUGCACGAGGUGCACCGGCGGCUUCGUCGUCGUCGCGCGGCUCUGCGCGCCCGCUUCGUGCCUCCCCCGGCGGCGUUGCAACCGAGCUGGCAGCGCAGGCGCCCUCCGUGUUAAUCACGUCUUCGCCGCCCGCCACCGCGCCUACCUUGUGGGACCGCCUCUGCGUCCCGAAGCUGAUGGUCACCUACGUCGUCUCUGCCUCCACUCUCGACUACAUCGGCAACAGUCACAACAUCUGGCACGUGUGCACCGCACUGAGCGCCUUGUCAGCCAUCCUCGGCGUCUACCACGACUGCAUGGAGUACGACCUCGUCCAGUGCGGCUGA
Molecule: messenger RNA, 2010 nt
Organism: Leishmania major strain Friedlin
Lineage: Eukaryota; Euglenozoa; Kinetoplastea; Trypanosomatida; Trypanosomatidae
Exons: 1
Coding region: 1-2010 (669 amino acids)
Cellular component (GO): membrane
Molecular function (GO): signaling receptor activity
Source: RefSeq, a predicted model, not a curated record